Tetrahymena thermophila SB210 is the source of this 255-nucleotide messenger RNA. RefSeq lists its product as hypothetical. The record is from RefSeq and is a predicted model, not a curated record. The transcript is spliced from 3 exons. NCBI's taxonomy places the organism in Eukaryota, Ciliophora, Oligohymenophorea, Hymenostomatida, Tetrahymenidae.
AUGACUUUUGCACUUUCAAUCUGUAAAAAUUAGGGAGGCAUACUUAAUAAAAUUAUUUCUUUUAAUGCUUCUAUAUAGAGUAAAAUCAAAUAUUUAAAAAUUUAUUCUAAAAAUUCUAACUUUAUACCUACCUCUUAAAAUGCUUCUUAAAACUCCUCUAAUAUAAAUAAAAAAAAACUUUUUGAAAGAAAAUCUCUAAUCAACUUAGAAGAACAGGAAGCAAAUAAUGGUUUCGAAUAGAUUAGAAGUGACUGA